AAUAUAGUAUUAUGUAUUUAUUUUAUAUGUGCAAUUUUUACACAAAAAAUUUGUGAGUGUUAUCUUUUUCGGUUUACGCGACCUUGCAACCCCCCUUGCCCCCCUCAAAUUGCUCACUCACCAACCAGCAUCGCAAUACAUCAGCAAUGCCACCACCAUAUCAACAGAUGUCUUCAUUUCAAGGAUUGACUUUUGAAUUAGUCUUUUCCGUAUCGUUAAUCUGUCUUGGUUCCCUCCAAUUCGGGUACCACAUGGCAGAGUUGAAUUCACCAGAAUUAGUGUUAUCAUGUCGGAGAUCAGUUCCAGGAGACAUCCCCUUUGCCGACUCUUGGUUCGGAACUCAUGGAUUUGUCCAAUGUAUCCCCAUGUCACCUAGUCAAAUCGGAUUGGCCACUUCAAUCUUCACCAUUGGCGGAUUAUUUGGUUCGUUUUACGUGGGUCAUUUAGCGGACAAGUUUGGCCGGAAAAACACCAGUCUCUUGCACUGUUUUAUAUACUUUAUUGGCUCGUUCAUAAACGGAAUGAGUAAUUCGUUUGCCUGGUUGUUGAUUGGAAGAUUCAUUGUCGGGUUGGCUGCAGGUUCAGCAUUGGUAAUUACGUCAUUGUACAUAAAUGAAGUUGCACCUGUGAAUGCAAAAGGGUUAUUAGGCUCCAUGAAUCAAGUAAGUAUCAAUUGUGGGAUCUUGUUUACCCAGUUGCUUUCAUUAAAAUGGGCCAAUGAUAACCAGUGGAGAUACUUGUUGUUUAUGGCUUCCGCCUUGGGGUUUGUCAAUUUGGUAUUACUUUAUGUUUAUGGAUUAGAAUCCCCUGUUUGGUUAGCUAACAAUGGCAGGUCCACAGAAGCUUUUACCGUUUUGCAUAGAAUAAGAGGUGGAAGUUAUUCAGUCGCCACCGAUGAAGUGAAUAGUUGGAAGAACAACCAUAGAGGAAAUAUUACUGAAACUGAUUCCGGCUUGGAAAAUGGACCAGGAAACAUGGCAAUUGACGAUAGUACCAAGAGAAUAGUCACUGUCAAGGAAUAUGUCACUUCACCUGAAUUCAAAAACUCAAGAACUGUGGCAACUGGGAUUUUGGUUUUGCAGCAAUUUGACGGGAUUAAUUCAAUUAUCUUCUACGGAGUGUCUGUGUUGGUGUCAAUUUUUCCUAAUCAUGCCAUUGUAAUCAAUUGCCUUAUUUCCUUGGUCAAUGUGGUUAUCACAUUUGCCUCGGCUACCGUUGUUGACAGGUUGGGCCGUAAGCCUUUGCUCUUAACAUCGGUGUCAUUUUUAUUCAUCCUGACAAUAUUAAUGGGUAUAGGUAUAAUGUCCACCAAUUCGGUAUUAUCCAUAGUAGGUACAUUCACCUACAUCACCUUCUUUGCAAUUGGACUCGGUCCUAUUCCAUUCCUUUUGGUGGGAGAAGUUACACAACCAAUUGCAAAAGCUAGUGCUCAAAGUUGGGGAACAUCCAUGAAUUGGGUAGCCACAUUCAUUGUUGGUUAUUCAUUCCCGGUGUUGAUCCACAAGUUUGGUGGAUCCAUUUAUUUCUUGUUUUCAUUCAUGUGUUUGGUUAGUUUCUGGUUUAUUAAACAAUAUAUUCCUGAAACUAAAGGUAAAGAUUCCUAUGAACAAGUUUGGGGUGGAUUUAUUGGUAGCACUAAUGGCUACAGUAGUCACGUGGAAACAGAGCAUUAUUAGGGCUAAGCCCUAGAAAAGUGAAAUUUGGAAGAAUUUUAUUUUAUUUUUCGCGCACUACUUGUGUAAAGUAAGUGCUUUUUUUAAGUAUAGGGAACAUUUUGUUUUUUUUACAUAGUUAAUAAAUUAAUCCUGCAUACUGUGAGGGAAAAUAUUC
Molecule: messenger RNA, 1830 nt
Organism: Spathaspora passalidarum NRRL Y-27907
Lineage: Eukaryota; Fungi; Ascomycota; Pichiomycetes; Serinales; Debaryomycetaceae
Gene: HGT18
Product: Hgt18p
Exons: 1
Coding region: 252-1676 (474 amino acids)
Biological process (GO): monosaccharide transmembrane transport
Cellular component (GO): membrane
Molecular function (GO): hexose transmembrane transporter activity
Source: RefSeq, a predicted model, not a curated record